AUGGUGAGACCAAAGGAGCUGUCUGAGGCCUUCAGAAAGAAGAUUUGCGUAGUGGUCGGUGACGGCGCCGUGGGGAAAACCUGCCUCCUCAUCUCCUACACCACUGGAGCUUUUCCCAAAGAGUACAUCCCAACCGUCUUUGACAAUUACAGCAGCCAGGUGACCGUAGACAGCAGGAUCAUCAGCCUGAACCUGUGGGACACGGCGGGCCAGGAGGAGUACGACCGCCUGAGGACACUCUCGUACCCACAGACUAACGUCUUCAUCAUCUGCUUCUCCAUCUCCAGCCCGGCCUCCUACGAGAACGUCAAACACAAAUGGCACCCUGAGGUUUCCCACCACUGCCCCGGGGUCCCCAUCCUCCUGGUUGGCACCAAGAGUGACCUCCGAAAUGACGCCGACACCCAGAAGAAGCUGAAGGAGCAGAAUCAGGCACCCGUCACUCACCACCAGGGCGUCGCGCUGGCUCGCCAGAUCCAAGCCGUGCGCUACCUGGAGUGUUCCGCUCUCAACCAGGACGGAAUUAAGGACGUGUUUGCCGAGGCCGUCAGGGCCUUCCUUAACCCGGAGCCCGUCGUCUCGAGGAAACCUUGCGUGCUGCUCUGA
Messenger RNA from Nerophis lumbriciformis (worm pipefish), 606 nucleotides. The record is from RefSeq and is a predicted model, not a curated record. Lineage: Eukaryota; Metazoa; Chordata; Actinopteri; Syngnathiformes; Syngnathidae.